Messenger RNA from Argiope bruennichi, 3231 nucleotides. RefSeq lists its product as uncharacterized. The record is from RefSeq and is a predicted model, not a curated record. The transcript has a single exon. Gene Ontology annotation, biological process: proteolysis. Bases 1 to 3231 code for a protein of 1076 amino acids. Gene Ontology annotation, molecular function: aspartic-type endopeptidase activity; zinc ion binding; nucleic acid binding. Lineage: Eukaryota; Metazoa; Arthropoda; Arachnida; Araneae; Araneidae.
AUGGCAUUCAUAGCUAAAGCUAGGAAGUGUGAUCUUCAGGAAUUAGCUAGUGAAUUAGGUGAAGAGAUUGAUGGGAAUCUCACGAUUGCUAAUCUUAGAAAAUUGAUUCUAAAUUCCAACGAAUACGAGGAGGAGUUUGUAAAGGGUGUUUUAGAAGGCAUUGUGGAGAGGAGACAAGAAAAAGAAAAUUUGGAAAGACAGGAAAAAGAGAGGCAAUUUGAGUUAGAAAAAAUUAAAUUACAAACCUCGAUCGAAACUCAAUCCAUAAUAUCAGAAAAUAAUGAAAUGAGUAAUAAACAUAAUUCCUUAGAGUUACAAAAGAUACUUCAGAAAUUUAAUUCAAAAAAUGAUGAUAUAAGUCUUUACUUAGUCAUAUUUGAGCGCCAAGCUAAGCGACUAAAGAUUGAUAAGACAGAUUGGGUCACCCAAUUAAUGCCACUUCUUCCGUCAGAUGUUGUUCAAAUAAUAGCAAGGGAACCUGAAGAGGAAUCUAACGUUUACGAGUACGUAAAGGAAUUACUCUUACGACGAUUUAAAUUGAGUGCAGAAACCUUUCGAUUGCGGUUUGUGCAACAUCAAAAGAGAAUGGAAAGUUCAUGGAGGGAUCUGGCCUUUGAGUUGAGAAGCUUCUUGGAGGAGUGGUUGGAUGGUAUUAAAGUAAAGGAUUUCGAAUCAUUGAAGGAUCUUAUGGUUGUAGAUCAAAUUAAAAGAAGGGUUGGAAAUGAAGUUCGGGAACAUUUUGUCGACACAUGGACAAAAAUCUCGUCUUCAUCUAAGCUAGCCGAUCUCCUUGAUGAUUACGACAGCGUAAGGAGAAGCUCAAAAACUGGACAUAUUCCUAGUAAUGAUAGGAAACGAACAAAUGGGAAUUUUGAAAAGAAAAGUCCUAUUGCCCAUGACAAAAAUGCAGUGAACAUCGAUUAUAAGAGACCCAGUAGUCCUCGGAAUUGGAAGCGAGAACGUUCCGAUCGGCGUCAAUGUUUUGAGUGCGGAUCAUCGCAGCAUUUACGAGCCCAAUGCCCAAAGUUAGCUGAGAAAAAGAAUUUCUCAAGGAUUAACCACGUGACAAGACGUUUGGUAGAAACGACAAGCGAGAAAAGUGGAUCGCAGAGAUUUCCAGAGAACGUUACUGAAAAUCAGACUGAUGAAGGUAGGAUUCUCACAACACAGUUAAAGGCACCAGAAAAAGAUAUAACGCGAAUCAGCCCUCCACAGAAAAUACCAGUGAAAAUUGAAGACAAUGCAUUUGAAGGUAUCGUGGAUACAGGUGCUGAAAUCACCGUCAUCAGACAGGAUAUAAUUGAUUCUUGCGCUAAACAAGAGGAGGGCAGCAUAAAAAUUAUAUCAGCCUUUGGGGAAGAAGAGCUUGCCCCACUAGUUACUAUGAAUGUAAAAAUUAAUGAUGGGAAGCAUGGUAAUGUUCCUGUUACUUGUGCAGCAUCGAGGAAACUAGUAAGGGAUAUGCUGAUCUCCUCGACUGUAUACGAAGCAUUAUGUAAGAAAAUAGAGGUACAUACCUUACCCGUGAUAAAUAAUGACGAUUCGGAGCAACCUGUUCAUGAAGAACCAAAUCAAGAAGAAGAAAGUCCAUUGCAGGAGAAAAAAUGUUUCUUAAAAUUACAAAAAGGAGAUGGCUCUCUGAAGAUGGAAGAUGGUACGAAUAAAGAGAUCCAUGUAAACAAUAAAAUUCGACCAUACAUAGCACGACUUGAGCAAGUCGGAGUGAUAUAUGACCAAGACAAUGAAUUUGGAGAAAUAUUUCCUGCCCCAACCAAUUGCAAUCAGAAAAGCCAAAUCAAUCGUGAUAUAAGAACUCAAAUUUAUAAUCAAAAAGAGGAGUUAUCGUUACAACAAAAAGCUGAGCUGAUCCAUAUCUUAUCUAAGUACUCAGACAGUUUCAGUAAGUUUCCAGGGGAAGCUAAGGUGCCAGGACAUAACAUUAAGGUAACCGAUGACUGUGUCCCCAAGCGACUAGCUCCAUAUCGUGUCCCAAUUGUUUUGCAAGGGGAAGUUGAACGCCAAGUUCAAGAACUUUUAGAAGCAGGACUCAUUGAACAUAGCGAGAGUGACUGGGCACAUCCCGUAGUGUGCGUUGCUAAGAAAAACGGUAGUAUCAGACUGUGCGUAGACUACCGUCAGCUGAAUAAAUAUACGAUUGCAGACGCCUAUCCAAUGAAACUGGUUACUGAAUUAUUGUAUGAAAUUGGAAAAGCUAAUUUUAUAUCCAUAUUAGAUCUCACCAAAGGAUAUUGGCAAAUUCCCAUGAAGCCGGAAGCGAAGCAUUAUACCGCUUUUAUCACUCAUUCUGGGUUGUACCAAUGGAAUGUGAUGCCCUUUGGUAUGAAAAAUGCAGGAAGCACAUUCCAAAGAAGCAUGGAUAAGAUCCUCUCAAAGCAUCGAGAGUAUUGUCGUGCAUAUAUUGAUGAUGUCGCCAUUUUCUCCAAAAGCUGGAAAGAACAUAAAAAGCACAUUAUGGAAGUAUUCUGUACGCUUCAAGAGUCCAACCUUACCAUAAAUCUAGAGAAGUGUGAGUUUGGCAAAAAGGAAGUGAAGUUUCUUGGCCAUAUCGUCGGAUCAGGAAGGCACUUUCCAGAUCCCGAGAAAAUUGAAGCCAUAAAGAAGUUAUUGAGACCUACAAAUAAGAAAGAAGUCCGUAGUUUGCUAGGACUUGCAAAUUAUUACAGGGACUAUAUCCCAAACUUUUCUUCAUUAGUAUUACCACUAACAAAUCUCACUAAGAAAAAUGUACCCAACGAAAUUCCAUGGGCCAAAGAACAAGAGCAAGCAUUCCAAAUCUUAAAAGAAGAAUUAGUCAAGAUGCCUUCAUUAUACACCCCACAACUGGAUAAACCAUUCCAGUUAUACACGGAUGCCUCAGCAACAGCCGUUGGAGCCUGCUUAGCUCAGAUAGGUGAUGAUGGGAAGGAAAAACCCAUUGCAUUUUUCAGCAAGAAAUUGACUGCAACUCAAACACGAUGGGCUACUAUCGAGAGAGAAGCCUACGCCGUACUGGUGGCCUUGAAGAAAUACGACACAUGGAUAUUUGGUGCUCGUGUUCAAGUUAUCUCUGACCACAACCCUUUGACAUAUCUCACUCAACAAACGCCCCAUAGCGCAAAACUUGCACGAUGGUCGUUAGCCUUACAGAGAUAUGAUGUGACAAUAUCAUAUCGAAAGGGGAGUAAACAUUGCAAUGCAGACUCUCUAUCUAGAUUGCCAUUGCAGCAGUAA